AAUGAUCAGACAGUGUGGCAGGUGAUUUGCAGCAGAGCUUCCAAGGAUGAGUCUGUAUCUCGACAACAUCGUAUCUUCUCUACAGAGAAGUGGGACACUUACCAAUUCUUUGAUUGCAGGUUUGACUAUUGGUAUACAACAACUGUUCUCCGCUUAUACUUUCAGAUGUCCCUGUCAGGUUGGGAGAAAUUUUUAUUAUGGUUCAGCUUUUCUUGUUGUUCCUGCCUUGAUCCUCCUGGUUGUUGGCUAUUCUCUGAGAGGCCAAAUGUGGACAUUUGCCAGUGACUACUGCUGCAGCUGUAGCCUUCCACGACGGACACUCAGCCCCCUGGAGCGCAGACUGGCUUGCCUUAGAUUCCUCAGCAUCAGUGGGAGGGCCCUUGUUGCUCCACUGACCUGGCUGGCAGUGACCCUGCUGAAAGGCACCUACUAUGAAUGUGCAGCAAGUGAGUUCACGUCUGUGGACCAUUACCCAGUGUUCGAUAACAUCACUGCCAGCAAACGAGAAGAACUGCUAGCUGGAUUCCCAUGUGACAGACCAUUGGCUUCUUCUGACAUGAUCCUAGCAAGAGAGGAUGUAUCUCUUCUACACAGGUACCAGUCACAAAUGCUGGGCUGGAUUUUGAUUGUCUUGGCGACCACUGUUAUCUUGGUGUCCUGCUGUCUGGCAAGGUGCUGCUCCCCCUUCACCUCUCUGCAGCAUCACUACUGGACGCGCCACCUAGAAAACGAGAGAGAGCUCUUUGAACAAGCAGCUGAGGAGCACUCCCGGCUCCUCAUCCGGCAGCGCAUAAAGAAGUUAUUUGGCUUCAUUCCUGGGAGCGAAGACAUUGAGCAGAUCCGCAUCCCUUCAUGUCAGGACUGGAGAGAGAUCUCAGUGCCCAGCCUCCUGUGCAUGGGUAAUAACACAAAAGGUCUCUAUCGCUCCCUUGGAGACAGGGUGGGUGAAGACCAUGAGGAAGAGAAAGUAGGAGACAUUGAACUAAAACCCUGAUAACAUCACCUUUCACAGUUCAAGCUGCUUAACAGGUACUUGAUACAAUGACGGGGUUUUAAGGGAAUUUUUAGUUUUUUCUAUUUUUGAUAUUUGUUUUAAGAAGCCUAUCUGAAUCAUUAAUCCCAUAGUCAAUUUAUCUGACAAUCAUGGCAAUCUAUCUUUUUGGAAUUUCAUGAUGGUGUAAAAUGCCUAUAGUGUUACAUUGGUCUAAUAAAAACAAACAAACAAACCAAACCAAGCUACCCCUUGGAGUUGUGCUUUUUGAGUUUUUCACAUAUUCUAGAUAUUAUUCUUCUAAUACCUAACAUAUAGCAUCUAAAAUAUAUGAAAAACUCAAAAAGUUGAACUUCUCAAAAUAAAAGAUUCAAUAAAACAAUGAGCAAUCAAAUCGACAGACACUUCUCAGAGGGAGAAGUACAUUUGACCAAAAAGUACAUGAAACAAUGUUCCAUAUUUCUGAGCAAUAGACAAAUGCAAAUCAAAACAACACUGAGAUUCCACGUUACAUGACUGGCUAUCAUCAAGAACUCAAAAACCAACAAAUCCUGGUAAGGCUGGAGGGAAAAGGAAACCUGUCUUGGUUACUUUUCUUGUUGCCGAGACAAAGCACCUAACACACCAAGUUAAAGGAGGAAAGGUUUACUUAGCUCACAGUUUGCAGAGGUUCUAGUUCAUAGUUGGGUGACUCCAAGGCAGGGUGGCAUGGCAGAAGGGCAACAAUUCAUGGCAGACAGAAGGCAGCAAAGCCAUAAGGGAGGGAGACAAACCUCUUUCUGUCCCUUUUAUUGCAUGCAGCCCACCAGGAUUAAGGUGGUACCAAACCAGGCAGUGGACUGAUUUACUAAUCACAUGGCCUCAAUUCCAGCACUACACACUCUAGAUUCAACCACCUCUGAAAAAGCCCCACCCAUGACAGAAAGAGGUGCUGGGGUACAUUUAGAUAAUAGAACCCUUCUACAUUGUUGGUGGGAAUGUCAACUAGUACAACCACUACAGAAAUCUGUAUGACGAUGCCCCAAAAAACUAAAAUUAGAAAUUGUAUUUGAUCCAGCUAUAUCUCUUUUGUGAUAUCUUCCAGAAAAAGUCAGACACCAUGUAACAAUGAUACAUGCAUACUCAAAUUUAUACUACCACUGUUCAUAAUAGCUAAAUUUGGAAGUGACAUGUCCAUCAACAGAAAAUUGUAUAAAGAAAAUCUGUAUAUAUACACAAUGGAGUACUACUCAGCUGUAAAGAAAGAGAAAUCUGUCAUCUGCAGUAAAAUUGAAUGAGACUUUAGACCCUAAUUUUAAGUAAACUAGAUGAAGAAGGUUAAAUAUCACAGUUACUCUUUUAAAGGAAGCCCAAAGCACAAAUAAUUUAAAGAGUACAAAAUAAAAUAGAGAUAGAUGAUAGGAAUCAGGGAGGUAGAUUUUGUGGAGCUCAGAAGGUCUGUAGGAUGAGAGAGAGGAAAAGAAUGGAGGGGGGAAGUGUAAGUAAAAACUAUUUAAGAUGUACUAUGUAUAUGCAUCAAUUCCCCAAGAUGUAAUUAUUAUCUAUCACAUAACUAUAAAGAAAAAAUAUGAGAUCUUUUCUUCUUAGCUUGCAUCUUAGUUCUGUGACUUAGUAGCUGUGUGAAAACUAAUAUUUAAUAAAA
This is a messenger RNA of Cavia porcellus (domestic guinea pig), 2633 nucleotides long. RefSeq names its product calcium homeostasis modulator family member 4 (gene Calhm4). Gene Ontology annotation, molecular function: monoatomic cation channel activity. The record is from RefSeq and is a predicted model, not a curated record. The coding region runs from base 47 to 994 and encodes 315 amino acids. Lineage: Eukaryota; Metazoa; Chordata; Mammalia; Rodentia; Caviidae. Gene Ontology annotation, cellular component: plasma membrane. The transcript is spliced from 2 exons.